UUUAUCGAAUGCUCGGACAAAGUCUUUGACGAAUUCUUUAAGACUGGGGAUGAUGUUCGCACGUAUAAACCUCACGUAGAAUAUCUCCUUGAAAAUAACAUUCGCGUCAUGCUUUAUCACGGCGAUGCCGACUACAUCUGUAAUUGGUUUGGGGGCAUUGAUGUAGCGAACCAGCUUGUAUGGGAAAACCAAGUUGAAUUUAAUGCCGCCCCAAUGCAGUGUUGGAAGGUUGACGAUAAAGAUGCCGGUCAAAUUCGUAGCUUUGGUCAAUUAUGGUUUGUCAAGAUAUACGAGUCUGGUCAUGAAGUUCCAUUUUACCAGCCGAAAAAUUCAUUGGAUUUGUUUAAGAGAUGGAUUAAUAAUGAUUCAUAG
Molecule: messenger RNA, 372 nt
Organism: Acaulospora colombiana
Lineage: Eukaryota; Fungi; Glomeromycota; Glomeromycetes; Diversisporales; Acaulosporaceae
Source: the annotation of a GenBank genome assembly